AUGAAAAUAAAGGUAUUAUAUUUAAAAUGAAACAAAACAAAACUAUCAAGGCGGAUUUUUUUUUUCUUAUAUCUAUAGAAAAUUGGAAUCGUAUAUGUGAUCGUCUUAUUGAAUUAAUUGAAGCAAAUGAGUUAGCACAAAUGAAUACAAUGGAUUUAGAAACUUAUUCAAAAUUAAUACAUGAACUUGAUUCAACUAUUGAUUCAUAUAAACAUACAAUUUCAAAUCAUAAACAUGUAAUAUCUGCAAGUGAAAAAGCUAUGUUACAAGUAUGUGUUCGUCUUAUUGAUCAAUAUAAUAAAAACAAAAAAUGA
Molecule: messenger RNA, 314 nt
Organism: Rotaria sordida
Lineage: Eukaryota; Metazoa; Rotifera; Eurotatoria; Philodinida; Philodinidae
Source: the annotation of a GenBank genome assembly